AUGGGGUUACUAUAUCUUGGAACACCACUGGUCUGGGAGGAAGCCAAAAAAUACGCGGACCAUGUACGAAAUCACGGAAUAACACAAUUUUUGCACAUUUGGGACCGAUUCAAAGACAGGCAGGGAGACGAACUACUGUGGGGAGAUGAGGUUGAAUACAUGGUUGUUUCCUUCGACGAUAAGGAAAAGAAUGCGAAAUUGUCUCUGAGACAAACCGAGAUCCUCGCGAAAUUGAGCGCAAUUGUUGAUGACAUAGGUGCUGACUGCCCAGAUAACAUCUCUAUACCCAAGUUCCAUCCAGAGUAUGGUCGAUUCAUGCUGGAAUCCACACCGGGUUCCCCCUACACUGGCUCUAUCCCUGAUUUGCUUUCGGUGGAAAGCAACAUGCGCUACAGGCGUAAUUUGGCACGUAGACAUCUGAACCCCAAUGAAAUCCCGGUUACAUUCACCUCCUUUCCUCGACUUGGCGUCCCGGGCCAAUUCACUGAACCCUAUUUUAGUCCUUCCGAUGCGGUUUCAAGUCAUAGUCUAUUCUUACCAGAAGAGAUCACAAAUCCACACGCACGUUUCCCGACUCUCACGGCCAACAUUAGGCGCAGAAGGGGGUCCAAGGUCGCGAUUAAUCUUCCUAUAUACGUAGAUGAAAAGACGCCUCGCCCUUUUAUUGACCCCUCAAUUCCAUGGGACAGAGACAUAUACCCAGAAGAUUCAGAGGCCAAACUCGGAGCUGCUAAACCAGAUCAUAUCUAUCUGGAUGCCAUGGGUUUUGGGAUGGGAUGCUCUUGCCUUCAAUUGACAUUCCAGGCAUGUAAUUUGGGUGAUGCGCGUAGAAUGUAUGACGGGCUUAUACCUAUUGGUCCUAUCUUGUUAGCGCUGACAGCUGCAAGCCCUAUAUGGCGCGGUUAUCUUGCCGACGUCGAUUGUCGUUGGAAUGUCAUUGCGGGAAGUGUAGAUGAUCGAACGGAGGAAGAGCGAGGGCUGAAACCUCUCAAAGAAAACAAAUUUGUUAUUCCGAAGUCGCGUUACGACAGUGUCGAUCUUUAUAUCUCUGAUGACUGGAUCAAUCGGCCAGAAUACAACGACAAUCCGUUGCCAUAUGAUGAAAUCAUUUACGAUCGUCUGCGCAGACAUGGUCUGGACGAUCUAUUAUCGAGGCAUAUAUCCCAUCUGUUUAUUCGUGACCCUUUGGUAAUCUUUUCCGAGACUAUCGAUCAGGACGAUACAUCUAGCAGCGACCACUUUGAGAAUAUUCAAUCAACAAAUUGGCAAACCCUUCGCUUUAAGCCACCGCCUCCAAACUCGCCCAUAGGCUGGAGAGUUGAGUUUAGAAGCAUGGAAGUCCAGAUGACAGAUUUUGAGAACGCAGCUUUCGCUGUGUUUGUGGUUCUUCUGUCUCGCGCUAUACUUGCGUUCAACCUCAAUCUUUACAUUCCGAUAUCCAAGGUCGACGAAAACAUGAGGAGGGCACAACUGCGAGAUGCCUCUGUAUCAAAUAAAUUUUUUUUCAGAAAGGACAUCUACACUAACACAAGCUCAACCUCGAGUACAGCGUCGUCGUCGGGUGGGAGCAGCCCCAUAGACGGAAUGCCUAAGAAGAAAGAGAAAAAGAUGAAAAAUUGCUUCCCACCUAGGCCUCAACCAGAGAAUGGUUUCACUCACCGGUUCCCAGUAGAAGAAGAAUACGAAGAAAUGACAAUGAAUGAGAUCAUGAACGGAAAAGGCGUUGAUUUCCCGGGUUUGUUACCUUUGAUAAACGCAUAUCUGGAUACUUUGGACAUCGAGCUUGGAGACAUGGUUAAAAUACGCAGAUAUUUGGACCUUGUUCGGCGACGCUCGGAUGGAACUCUUCUGACACCCGCAACUUGGAUAAGAAACUUUGUAAAGUCUCAUCCCGAUUACAAGAAAGACUCUGUGGUGUCACAAGAAAUAAACUAUGACCUGCUUAAAGCUGUUGAUGAAAUUGAACGCGGAGUGCGUAAGGCGACAGACUUGCUUCCUGUUGACUAUGAAGGUGGGAAUACAGAUCGCGGGUCAAUUGGAUUUUAA
Molecule: messenger RNA, 2046 nt
Organism: Psilocybe cubensis
Lineage: Eukaryota; Fungi; Basidiomycota; Agaricomycetes; Agaricales; Agrocybaceae
Exons: 14
Coding region: 1-2046 (681 amino acids)
Biological process (GO): glutathione biosynthetic process
Cellular component (GO): glutamate-cysteine ligase complex
Molecular function (GO): glutamate-cysteine ligase activity
Source: RefSeq, a predicted model, not a curated record